AUGAUCGACCUGAAGCUUAAUUCUGCAAUAGCAUUGGAGCUGCUGCACCAAGCGCCGUGUGCCGAAUCGCAACAGCUGAUAGCAGCCCCAUGCGCGCAGCCUGUCAAACUAUCGCCCUCGUCUGUGACUCUGUCGCAGUUGCUACAGCAACGGAUCAGCACACAAGACGUAGGGGGGGAGGAGACGGAGGACGACCGGCCUUUGGGCUACUUGCAGGCUGACUCGUGCUCUGACGGAAGGUUUGUCAACUCCGCACUCGCAGCCAGACGGUUCUCAUUAUUGUCUUCAAGCAAUAAUACCCCCAGCACAAGCACCGAGGCUCCCUCAAUAGAGCCCAAGCCAUAUCGCCGCGUACGUUUCAGGCCUGAAUCGGUACAGCCUCUUUCGGCGUCGGACGGAUCCAAAACCAGGAAGAACAACGGUUCCAAGCGCCGUAAAGCAGCCAGGCGCGAGCGGGAUCGAAUCUUGUCCGGCCCUCUUCCUCCACUCAAGUCCGUCCAUCAAAAGCGCCAACGGUCCGCCGGCAGCGUUGACUUGGACCUCAACAGCGCCUUCUUACCCCGAUCCAGUCCUGCAUGGCAGGGUUUCCCAGAGCACCAGAAGCGACCGCCGCCGCCCACGCAGCUCAAACCGCCUAUCCUUAAAACUUCAACGCAGGCGACGCCCACGGUGACUGGCAUGGCGAAGGGAAACUUUGUUCCAUGUCAGAGUGACGUAGACAAGAUGGCUGGCGAGGAAGGAUUCACCUACAGCGCGUCUGGACAUUGUGGAUUCAGAAGGUCGCGUCAUUCUUUCCUAGCAGGGAAGCCGAGGGAUCUUGCCGGCUACGCAAUUGCCACCGAAGCCGCCGCCACAAUUAUGCUCGAAGAGCUUGAGAAGUGCGAAUUCAGGACGAAGGACAUUCAUCAUCGCCGUGCAGGUCCAGAGGGAUACGCGACUAUCACUACUGGCGUUUCGCAUGGUGGAGGUCGAAAGCAGCCUGGAAAUGUGGCGCAUGGCAGGACUACUCAUGCGAACGCUGCAAAGCGCCUGAAGGAGAGCCCCCACAUCAAGAGAAUCGUUGGUUUCACAAACGGUGCGCAACCCUAUUUCCCAAAAGGCUCUGCUCUCACUAAAGCACCAGACGCCUUUCGUGUAACAGCCCCAGAGCUUUGGUUCUACUAUUGGCUCAACAUGACGAGCUUGCUCCAGUGGGGCGCAUCGUUUCUUGUCUGGGCGUUUACAAGGAGCGUCUUUGCUGCUUGCACCUUCAAUCUUGGGCCACGGGCGGUGACUUGCGACCAUCUCGACCACGCCAACCUUGCAUGGGGAUGGUGCGUUAUCACGGCGCUGGGCUGGUUUGAUCCAGAUCGAGGAGGGCAUCUGAUUCUGCGGGAUCUGAAGCUGAUCAUCCGCUUCCCAGCAGGCUCGAGCAUAUUCUUACCGUCAGCGCUUCUCAAGCACUCCAACGCACCCGUACAACCCGCCAAGAAGCGCCUAUCUUUUACACAGUACACAGCUGGCGGGCUGUUUCGAUGGGUUCAAAACGGGUUUCAAGGAGAUGGGAAAGUAAGCAUGUCUACCCAUGCAAAAGCAACUCGACAGCACCAAGCAGAGGAGAGAUGGAGAAUCGGUUUGUCGAUGCUUCCAGUGUACAAUAAACUCAGUGACUAG
Messenger RNA from Mycena citricolor, 1653 nucleotides. The record is from the annotation of a GenBank genome assembly. Lineage: Eukaryota; Fungi; Basidiomycota; Agaricomycetes; Agaricales; Mycenaceae.